AUUUGACUUUGACAUUUUUGACAGAUUGACAGAAUAUUAUAAAAAAAAACCUAUUGGUUUUAAAGAUAGGAGUAUCUACAAAUCUGCUUAAGACAUGAAUGUCAUGAUUUAAAUAAACUUCAAACAAGAAUUAAAACUAUCAAAGACAUAGAUGACGAAGAUAUGGCAAAUAACUCUGGAUUAAAUGGUUUAUACCGACCAAGAAGUGCUUUAGCUCGGGCCUUGUAUGAAAAACAGAGAAAUGACCGACAUUUGCAGGAGUUUGAUCAGAAUGAGUGGUACCGCGUCGAUAAAAGUCGAGUGAAUGAAGAGUUGCAGCAGAAGUUCGUCCAGUUGGAGCCGGAUGAUGAGACAAAAGAAUUUCUGUCUAACUCCAUCGACAAGUCUAGCUGGGUGUGGACGCAGAUCUGGUACUUGCUGGCCAAAGCUGUCCUUAAACACUUCUGGACCACCACAGACAUCAACGGAUCAAAUUUUAUGCAAUUUAGCCGCAAAUAAAAGAAUCUAAUAAUAUCCCUCAUGUAAGACAUUCAUGCGGAAUCUAGUAGAAGCGAGAAUUUCGCGCCGCUCCACGUUGUAAAUGGCCUCCACGCAUCUCAUUACGCCUCUAAAUGCGCCACUAUUUGACUAAACGAGACUUUUUAUUCACCUACCAGAUACUCACGAUUCAAUUCGUGAG
Melitaea cinxia (Glanville fritillary) is the source of this 679-nucleotide messenger RNA. RefSeq names its product protein-L-histidine N-pros-methyltransferase-like. The transcript has 4 exons. NCBI's taxonomy places the organism in Eukaryota, Metazoa, Arthropoda, Insecta, Lepidoptera, Nymphalidae. The record is from RefSeq and is a predicted model, not a curated record. Bases 163 to 498 code for a protein of 111 amino acids. Gene Ontology annotation, molecular function: protein-L-histidine N-pros-methyltransferase activity.